AUGUACAAUCGUAACUCCAGCGUCAUUACAUACGGGCAAUUUAGUGGCAGUGUCAGGAUGUGUACGGAUACAAUAUGCAACAACAUUCAAGUAGGCGUCCAAACUGGCUACAGUAGCGAAAUGUUUGGAUUUUCUAUGGAUUUCGUUCCAAAAAGUAAAGAUAAAGAUGGAAGAAUGAUUUUUUGCAGUCCAAUGUGGACAGAUAAAAAGAAAUACAUCAAGGGCCUGUGUCUAGAAUCCGGCGUGGGUAACAACAAAGCUGUAAACAUUACAAUGGAAGGAACUCCCUUACAUCGAAAUAAAGUCCUUAUUUAUAAUUCGGCCGGCUUCUCAUUGCAUUCGAUGAACGAUGCAGUCUUUUAUGGUGUUCCUGGUUACGAUUACUAUAAAGGCCAAGUGUUUCGGAGUGAAAGCCCUAACACAGUCGACGAAAAAAUAGGAAUUGGAAGCAAAGGCGACUCCUUGACGGGUUACUCAAUAUAUUCAGGAAAAUUUACGGAACAUGACACGAAGUAUCUUAUUGUCGGAUCGCCGAAAUACAAUGAUUCUGGCCGGGUGGAUAUAUUCCGUGUCUGGCAAAUAUCCUCAUGGACACACAUGGGCGCACAGCUCUCUCUCUCUCUCUCUUUCACUCUCUCUUUCUGUCUUUUUAAUAUUAAUAUUGAUAUCUAUCUAUCUAUCUAUCUAUCUAUCUAUCACACUCUAUUCAUGUACCUAUGUAUCUAUCACAUUCUAUUCAUUAUCUAUCUAUCUAUCUAUCUAUCUAUCUAUCUAUCUAUCUAUCUAUCUAUCUAUCUAUCGCACUCUUUUCAGUAUCUAUCUAUCUAUCUAUCUAUCUAUUUAUCUAUCAAUUUUUCUAAAAUCGGAUCUUAUUUUGGUGCAACAAUCUGCGCAGCAGACAUUGAUGGAAACGGCAAAGAAGACCUAUUUGUGGCUGCUCCUGCAUACACGACAAAAUCAGUCAGCGAAGGCCGAGUACUCUUGUUCCUAAGUGAAUCGACAUCUAGUAGCUUGUCGUUUAAAAAACCAAUCAUUUUAACGGGGUCACUGGCAGCGAAUGCUCGAUUUGGGACAUCGAUUUCCAGUGUCGGCGAUUUGGAUAAGGAUUCUUUCAAUGGUAUCUAUCUAUCUAUCUAUCUAUCUAUCUAUCUAUCUAUCUAUCUCAGUCUGUUCAUAUCUAUCUAUCUCAGUCUGUUCAUAUCUAUCUAUCUAUCUAUCUAUCUAUCUAUCUAUCUAUCUAUCUAUCUAUCUAUCUAUCUAUCUAUCUAUCUCUGUUCAUUAUCUAUCUAUCUAUCUAUCUAUCUAUCUCUGUUCAUAUCUAUCUAUCUAUCUAUAUCUAUCUAUCUAUCUAUCUAUCUAUCUAUCUAUCUAUCUCAGUCUGUUCAUUAUCUAUCUAUCUAUCUAUCUAUCCAUCUAUCUAUCUAUCUCUCAGUCUGUUCAUUAUCUAUCUAUCUAUCUAUCUAUCUAUCCAUCCAUCUAUCUAUCUAUCUCAGUCUGUUCAUAUCUAUCUAUCUAUCUAUCUAUCUAUCUAUCUAUCUAUCUAUCUAUCUCUGUUCAUUAUCUAUCUAUCUUUCAAUGGUAUCUAUCUAUCUAUCUAUCUAUCUAUCUAUCUAUCUAUCUAUCUAUCUAUCUAUCUAUCUCAGUCUGUUCAUAUCUAUCUAUCUCAGUCUGUUCAUAUCUAUCUAUCUAUCUAUCUAUCUAUCUAUCUAUCUAUCUAUCUAUCUAUCUAUCUCUGUUCAUUAUCUAUCUAUCUAUCUAUCUAUCUAUCUAUCUAUCUAUCUCUGUUCAUAUCUAUCUAUCUAUCUAUCUAUCUAUCUAUCUAUCUAUCUAUCUAUCUCAGUCUGUUCAUUAUCUAUCUAUCUAUCUAUCUAUCUAUCUAUCUAUCUAUCUCAGUCUGUUCAUUAUCAUCCAUCUAUCUAUCUAUCUAUCUAUCUAUCUAUCUAUCUAUCAGUCUGUUCAUAUCUAUCUAUCUAUCCAUCUAUCUAUCUAUCUAUCUAUCUAUCUAUCUAUCUAUCUCUGUUCAUUAUCUAUCUAUCUAUCCAUCUAUCUAUCUAUCUAUCUAUCUAUCUAUCUAUCUAUCUAUCCAUAUCUAUCUAUCUAUCUAUCUAUCUAUCUAUCUAUCUAUCCAUCUAUCUAUCUCAGUCUGUUCAUUAUCCAUAUCUAUCUAUCUAUCUAUCUAUCUAUCCCUAUCUAUCUAUCUCUCAGUCUGUUCAUUAUCUAUCUAUCUAUCUAUCUAUCUAUCUAUCUAUCUAUCUAUCUAUCUAUCUAUCUAUCUAUCUCAGUCUGUUCAUAUCUAUCUAUCUAUCUAUCUAUCUAUCUAUCUAUCUAUCUAUCUAUCUCAGUCUGUUCGUAUCUAUCUAUCUAUCUAUCUAUCUAUCUAUCUAUCUAUCUAUCUAUCUAAGUCUGUUCAUUAUCUAUCUAUCUAUCUCAGUCUGUUCAUAUCUAUCUAUCUAUCUAUCUAUCUAUCUAUCUAUCUAUCUAUCUAUCUAUCUGAUUAAUUGGAUCGAAGACAACACCGGCUGCGUAUACAUUUACAAUGGCCGUUCUGAUGGCAAAAUUUCAAAAUAUUCACAACGUAUACUUGGCAGUCAAGUAGAACCCAGUUUCCGGGGCUUCGGUUGGGCCAUUUCCAAAUCUGUCGAUAUUGACAAAAACGGUUAUCAGGAUUUUGCUGUGGGUGCAGUCCUUUCAGACAACGUCGCCAUUAUAAAAGGACGACCAAUUCUAAAGAUUUUCAUGGAUUUAACGAACAGCCCCGAAAAAAUUCCACUGAAUUUGACGGAACACGAUAAAAUAAAUAUCACCAUUCAUUUUAAGUAUACCGUCAAAGGAAAUGCUUUUCCAUCACUUUCAAUUUCAUACACACUUGUAGCGGAACCAAACUUUCUACCGAAAACUGAACGUCUUCUUUUAUCGGAAAAUGUUCAUCAUGGAACCUCCAAAGUUCGGAAUAUCUUAAAAGGAAAUGUUUCACUUGAGUCCAACAAGACGAAGGAAAUUCAAGUUUUCGGAGUUUUGCAACCUGGCAUAUCGGACUUCAUAUCCCCGAUCGAAUUAAGAUUGACCAACACGUUUCGCGACAAAAUGAUUGAAAAUGGUCAACUGAAUCCAAUUUUAAAGCAAAAAAAUGUACUUGUCCGAAAAGUAUUAUUUGCCAAAGACUGCGGGCAAGAUGACAUCUGCCGUUCGGAUCUAACAUUGUCACUGACAGCUAUGAACGAAGUCAUCGUAAACCAAACGAAAAAAAUAGAGUUCAAAGUUGUGGUUGGGAACGACGGACAAAAUGCUUUUCUCACCACUGCUACAUUCUUUACGGAGAAUAACUUGCGUUUUAUGGGAGUCCGUAUGCUGCAGCAGAAUCAUCGAGUCGAUUGUCUGGAGUGGAAAAACAUGGUUGAGUGUGAUGUGGCCAACCCCUUGGUGAGAAAUACGAACAUCAAAUUCGUACUAAUGUACCAGCUGCCCUACAUCAAUAAAAGUGUAAUCGAAAAGGGCAUUUGGCUGCAUGGAAAUGUCUCAACAAAAAGCGCCGAUAUUAAUAAAUUAAACAAGCAGCGAGCAGCAAUGGUUAAGCUCAACAUGAAAGCAGUUCCUGAAUUGACCGUAAAUUCGGAAGCGUUUCCCGUGAAAUACACAAAAAGUGAGGCGAUUUCACUUAACGGAAGUGAAGUGAUGUCCAUCUACUUUGAUAUUCACAAUCUUGGACCAAGCUCAAUGCCCAUGACUUGGGCUAUUUUCCAGAUCCCGAUGUUCCUCCCCAACGGCAAUAUCCUCUUCACUGACAACGACAUUGAGGUGCAAGAUGAGAAUAGCAAUUCACAACUUUGUGAAUUUCUAGUCAGGCAAAACACCGAAGACAGUUCGAGUGACAAAGAUGUGACAAUCCCUGGGAAAAUGACUGUCUCUACGGUCAACUUAGGAGAAGGAACGUCGUUCAUCAGCGAGACUUUAUCACAAGCCAGAGUUACCAUCCAAGCAGUUGCGAAAUGUCCUAAUACGAUAUGUAGCAUUUUACGGUGUCCGGUUCCAGAGAUCAGAGCCAGGGAUAAAAUUCGAUUUAUUCUCAAAUUGAAUUUUACAAAUGCACGGAAGCUUUUGCAGACGGUGGAUUAUUUAGAAAUUUCGCCUGAUAUAAAAUUAGAACAAAAUGAAGGCAUGAAAUAUUUGCUCCCUUGGACAGAACAACCAAACGUCAAGAUUUACCGGCGUUUUGUGGCGGAAAUGCCCCCUGGGAGGCCAAUCAACUACAUAUGGGUGUCCGCUGCCAGUUCAGCUGGAGCCAUCUGCUUCGUCAUGAUAGUCUGGUUUCUUAUAUGGAAGUACAAAUGUUGCGUCACCAAGAAACACACCGAAAGCCACUAUCGUAAUUCUUUCUUUCUUCUCUCUCUCUAUCUAUCUCUCUAUCUCUCUCUAUCCCUGUUCACUAUCUAUCUAUCUAUCUAUCUAUCUAUCUAUCUAUCUAUCUAUCUAUCACAAAGAAGAAAAUGUGUGUACGCGCACGCGCGUGCAUGCAUUUUCAAGUAA
Molecule: messenger RNA, 4524 nt
Organism: Acanthosepion pharaonis
Lineage: Eukaryota; Metazoa; Mollusca; Cephalopoda; Sepiida; Sepiidae
Source: the annotation of a GenBank genome assembly